UUGUUUUUAACCCCUUCAAGAAUACGUGAUUCUCCCAUUAUCUCUCUCCCACAAACACUUGAGUUUCGGAUUCCGGAAUCGCUUAUUCACACAAUCCCCUAUUCCUACAAUCUUCUCUCUCUCUCAUCUACUCAACAGAUCAUUCGAUUUCAAUUCUGAAAAUAUCAACAACCGAAAUGAAGCUGCGCCUGUGCGAGCUCUGCAAUGCGAACGCCGCUGUCUUCUGCCCCUCCGACGCCGCAUUCCUCUGCAGGAACUGCGACGUUAAAGUCCAUGAGGCGAACUUCCUCGUGGCGCGCCACGUCCGCCGCACCGUCUGCUCCAAUUGCAGGACCUUCACCGGCGAUUUCAUCACAGGCGUAGGCGUAGGCGCAGACGCAGACUCUCUCCAUUCCUCCCUCUGUCCUUCCUGUGACGACGACGAUCUCGGAUCUCUAUCGUCCACCACUUCCCCGGCAAACAAAGUAUACUCCUCCUCCUCCUCCUCCUCGUCCGGAACGAGGAGGAAAGUGGUGAAGGCGGAGAGCGUUUUCAACAACUGGUGCGAUAAGCUAGGGAUCGAGGACAGAUCGGCUGCACGGGCGGCGUGCAGAGCGUUGAAAGCGUGCAGCGAUCGGGUGCCGUUGCGGGUGUGCUUGGCGGCGUCGAUGUGGCUAGGGCUGCGCCUCACCCUCCAAAAAACGCUACUCACAGGGAGGAUUUUGAAGCGCUUGCAGGAGAUCUCAGGCGUGCCGGCCAAGAUUAUUCUAGCCGCCGUAUCCAAAUUGGAUCGACCUCAUAACCGGCGCCGGCCUCAGCCUCAGCCUCAGCUUCAGCUGGAAGAAGGAUGGGCUGAGAGCUAGCUACCUUUUACUCUCUUUAAUUUCCGGUGGAAAUUACAAUAUUACUUUAUUUAAGCUUUCUUUUUUUUUGUUUUUGCUUCUGCAACACUAAAUCUUGAAUUAUUUAGGAUUAAUUCCAAUGAAUCCCAUCAUUUUGAUGUGCAACUAAUUACUACGAGUAUUUGUCUGGACUCAAA
This is a messenger RNA of Salvia splendens (bonfire salvia), 1018 nucleotides long. Its product is annotated as B-box zinc finger protein 32. The transcript has a single exon. Bases 177 to 842 code for a protein of 221 amino acids. The record is from RefSeq and is a predicted model, not a curated record. Lineage: Eukaryota; Viridiplantae; Streptophyta; Magnoliopsida; Lamiales; Lamiaceae. Gene Ontology annotation, molecular function: zinc ion binding.